UCUGUCACAGCACACCCAUCCCAGUGUCUGUCUGCAGCUUCAGCCUUUGUUCCCUCUGGCUGCCUUUCUCAUCACAUCAUAUACUCUCUACCUCAUUCUCACUGCUGUCUUGUGUUCCUCAUUAGGCAGCACAGCUGUCAGUAUGCUCCCACGAUAGCCAGCUGAUGAAUUUUCCAUAGAUCCAGAGUAGUCACGUGUCGUGUUAUUAAACAUACAUAUUGCUCUCUGUUGUCAAAUGCUCCUCUUGGUCAAAAGGAAAGAGAAAUUGACUUGAUGGAUAUUAUUCUUAAUAUACUGGGUCUACCUGAGAACACAUAGUAUUCUUUUCCUGAGGUUCUCAGAGGUCAGCAGGUAUGUGUUAUUGUGCUGGUGGUGGCAUCAUAUCAAGUUUAAAAGGUACUAUUUCACCUCUUUUUAAAAAUUCAAAUGAUCAAUGUUUUUUAUUGUCAUGUAUAUUGUUGUUUUCAUUGAGAAUGCUAAUAUUUGUAUUUACCAUCUUAAGAUGUUGCUGUGGGAUCCUCGUGUUUAAUAGGAUAUAAUAAGAAAAGCAAGAAGUCUCAUUUGCUACUAGUCUUUGGUUCCUCCAGGCUGCAUUUAGCCCUAGGAUGUUCUUUUUUUUUUUUUUUUUUUCUUUUCUUUUUGGAGCUAGGGACCGAACCCAGGGCCUUGCUCUACCACUGAGCUAAAUCCCCAACCCCCAAAAUGUGUAGCCCAGACUGGCCUCGAACUCGUGAUCCUCCUGCCUCUGCCUCCUUCAGCAAAUCCUACCGGCGUGUGCCACCACAACCGGCGCAUUUAGAAUCUGCCAGGUGUUUGGAUGGUUGACAAGCUGCAGACUGGGAAGUUGAUAGCAAUAAAAUUAGAACACUACCUGGAAUAGAAGCCUCCUCCUGAUAGGGCAAUUGUGAUGCUGACAGUGCUGCUUGACCAACCUCUCAUAGAAUACUGUAUUUAAAAAAAGUUAGCCAACAUCUCUCAUGGUGUUGAAAAUUGGCACUUCGAGAAUAAAAAUACUUUUUUUAUUUUUACAUUUAUUUAUUUUUUUGUGUUAUCAGUGUGUACACACAUAUGCUUAUGCCAUGUAAAGGCAGCGUGCUUCUUUCCCUCCACCAUCUCUACCAUAUGGGUUCUGAGGAUUGAACUCAGGCCAUCAGACUUGGCAGCAAGUGCCUUGACUAGCUGAGCCAUCUCACUGGCCACUGAAAGAAAUUUUUAUAAAGUAUUAUUAGCUAACAGUAUUGAGAUGACUGUUGUGUGCCUUGCCCUAAAAUAAUUCUUAGAUUUCCAGCCUCUAACACAAGGCCAGCAAUUCAGAAUGCAGCGUAUUUCUGUGAAAUUGUUAGACAUAUAGUUCUCUGAAAGCAGUCCCUCUGACCAUAUACAAACAAACAGUGUAGAGAUGAUUCUUGCCGGACACACAGGGUACAUUGUAAGCACUCAGUAUUUCAUGAUUGAUGAAUUAGCAGGAACCUCUGCAGAGCAGCACACAGGUGGUUAAGAACAGCAGCUCUGCCACCAGCCAGGGCUAGCCCCUACCUAGGUGGACCUUUAUUUACUGCCUGUGCAUUUUCCUCCCUCUGCUUGCUUCCCUCCUACAGACUGGGGGCCAUACCUAGUUCCUACCCUGUAGAUCAGUUUGACAGGAGAGUAGGUAACUUAACUCUGUAGUGUUUAGAACAGUGCAGAAUGAGUGGAUACUUAGAGAAUCUGCUAUCUUUGUCCAUGACAAAGGCAUAUUGUUUUUAUAGGUUUCCAUGUUGUAUAUGAUGGGUUUGUUUUGUUUUUUAGUAGUCCCAGUAAUUUUGCUUCCUGUUUCCGUAAUGACUUCUUUUUAUAGAAACUAAAAUGGCACCCACCUUCUUCCUGCCACUCAUUCACCUUCACAACACUGACAGGUUGCUUAUCUUUUGGUCCCUGAACGGGCAAAAACAGUGGGCACAGGUUUCCCAGGAAGCUAUCUCUGGCAGUUCCUACCAAUUCCCACACAGUCUUAGCAUUCCCUAGGCAUCAGUCAGUGCCUACACAAAGGACUUUCAGAUGGUAAAGCAUGUGAAAAUACAAACAGGUCAACAUUCGGGCUCUCUAGGGACCCUACCCUCCAGAACAGACUCCAAGCUGACAUUUUCACAUGCUACUUGUAGGAGUUCCAGUAGGGUGGGUUCAGUUGUCAGGCUCCUGAACAGACCCCUCCAUUACCUAGGGCUGGAGUACAUCUUCCUCCCAUGUUCUUAUUCUGAGGAGAUUAAAUUAAUAGAUGUGGCUAAUGAGAUACUAAAGGCCUGUGAUGUGAAUGAUAACUACUGGGCAGAAGACAUUCAGUAUUUUAAAGUAUUAAAAUAGCUGUUGGUAAUGUUUGAGGAGGUUUCUUCUAGGUCAUCACUUAUUUUUCCUUCAAUUACAGGAAAUCUCUGGCAUAAUCACAUCUCUAUUGUUUUUAUUAUGACGAUUUCUUUUUUUCUAUUUAACAAAGAAAUUAGGUUAGGUUCAGAAAUGACUCACUUAAAAAUAAACGUGGAUAUUAAAAACACGUUUAUGUUGUAUGACUUGUUUCCCGUUAAUUUUAAAAUGCACAAAAGUAGAAAUACUUGCAGUGACUUGGAAUGUUCUUCUGAGACAUCUUUCAGGGAUGGUGCCUGUUUUGCCUGAUGCUUUAGGUUCAGGGGAUGGAGCUGUAAAUUGGUUUUAUUUGGGUCCCUUUCAAUAGUUUAUUGUGUACUAAUAUUUGUUUCCUUUUUAGCAUUUUAUUUGUAUAUGUUUCUAUAUAAAAUAACUUUACAGACACAUAAAACUAAAGAUAAAUGUGAAGGACAGAAUCCAAGUGAUUUGGAGGCUAGAUUAUUAAAGAAAUAGGUAAUUAGGAUUGAUUGGGUUUAUAGUUAGCUCUAAAUGCUAAAAGUCCUGGGGUUUUCCCACUGGAAGCCUAAGUGGCAUGUCUAAAAUUCCAAAGGAGGGGCGGGAGAUGUUCUUAGAGGUUUCUUUAUGUGUCUUCCUGUUUCUUUUCAAUGAGUUAACCCUUAGAUGAGUCCACAGAAUUCGGCUGUUAAGAGUCCUACACAACUGGAAAUUUCCAUAUCCAUUUCUGUUAUAGGACUGUAAUAUGUUUUGAGUAAUUUUUAAGGGGCAUGAGCAAGUAGAUGUGUGUUCUCAACCAAGCCCCUUCAGGUUGGCAGUAGGAAUAAAAUAUAUUUUAUCAUAUUCUGUUGGAAACCCAGUAUAGUUUAGAUGUCCUAGUUUUAAAGGAAAAAAGAAGUGAGGAAACUAAAGUGAAGUAACAAAUCAGUCACAAGUAGUUACCAAAUUGUGUGGCUCCUGAUCAGUGUGUAAGAUAUAAAUUCUGAAAGGGAUAUAUAGAUGAGUGCUUUUCUCAAGCCAGGAUUACACUUGUGUGUAACUAGAUAUAAUCCUGAUGUCACCUCCACCCUUGGGUGUCUGACCCCCUAGCCCUGUGUGUAUGUAUGCAUUAACCUCCAUUGUCUUUGGAAGAGCUGGAAUGUGAUGAUGAGCUAAUGAGCUCUGCUUGUUUACCUGUGCCUGCAUCUUUGUAGCAGACACUUCCCACACAAACACAGUAUAUGUGGUGUGAGUUGUUUGUCUGUUGCCUUGAUAAAAUACCAUGACCAGAAGCAAUUCUUUGGGCUUAUGGCUCCAGAGGGAGAGUCCAUAAAGUCAAUGAAAGCCUUGCAGCAGGUUGCUCUAGCAGACUAAGAAAGCACAUUCAACCACAAACAUAUAGGGUAAGGAACACACUUUAAGUGGAGUGAGACCCAAGUCCAGUGACAGACCUUCUCUAGCUAGGCCACACCCCCAUAACCCACCCUAGUAGCACCACUAACCAGGGACCAAGUGUUCAAAUAGGAGCCUAAGGGAGCAUUUCUCAUUCAAACCAUCACACUAACACCUUGAGAGUAUAGAAAUUUUUCUUGGAUGUACAGAUGUCAUAAUUUUGAGGAUUUUCAAGAUAAGGAAUUUGACCUUAUACUAAUGAAAUCAAGUUCAGAUUCAAAUAUCGACAAUUAAAUAAUUUGGGAAUUGUAACUCAAGGCCAGUAAGGUUUUAGAAAGUGUUUUGGUUUUUCUUUUCUUCAAUAAUGGCAUUAACAUUCUCUAAAAUAUGCUUUCUUGUGGAAAUGUAUGCAUUGUAUAAGCAACUAAUUCUCUCAUGCAUCCUUGAUGGUAGAACGUUGUGUCUCUGUCAGAGUCCACUUAUGAAACGCUGCCUGCAGUCACUAAUGAUCUGUUCACUCACUCACCAUAUAUUCAGAAACUUAAAACUACCAGUUAUCUUUGUGGAUUUGUUUCUUAUGUAUAAUUGUGUGUAUGUGCACCCGUGUGUGUGCAUGUAAGACCUGUAAGAGUAGUAAGAGUCUCUGUAUGCAUGUGUGAACAUACAUGUAUGUAAAGGACAAACAAAGGCUGAUGGUUGUAACCUUGUAACUGUUCCCAAGCUGAGUAUCUGGGCUUGACUUUGCUGUCUUCAUUUAAAAAUCACUAGGUUUUGGCUUUGGUAGGCAUUGAGUAACUUUUAGGUCACCUCAAGCCUUUUGUAAAUUUUGACUGUCAAGAUCUAGGGGUACAUUUUUUUAACUUUUCAUUGAUUCUUUGUGACUUUCACAUCAUGUACCCCAGUCCCACCCUUGCAAACUUCCUCCCUCCACCAAAAUAAUAAAAACCACACAAACAAAACAAAAUAAAACAUAGCAAACAUCUUGUCAUGGAAGCUGUAGUGUGUCACAGUGUGUCCCACAGCAUACCUCUCUAUCCACAUAUCUUCACUUGUGAAUGUUCAUUGCAGUGAGUCACUAGUCUGCUUUAAGGUCUCUGGGUUCUGUGACACCAUCAAUACUGGCUCCUCACAGGGCCUGGCUAUCCUUUUGUUGCCCUGUGUCAUGGAGAUGCUGCAGUUUUGAAUCAGCAGGACUGACCCUCAAUGGUUCAUAGAUAAUGCAGAUUUUGAGGUGGGCCAAAUCAAAGCUCUGGAUCUGGGUGUGGGUGGUAGCUAAGCUAGUCAGCCUACUGGCUCUCCCUUCUGUGUACCACCAGUGCUCUUCAGCACUGGUCUGGCUAGGCUACCCGGUGCUAACUUCAGAGGGAGGGAGGCAGGGUCAGCUCUCCCUCACUUUGACCCUCUGACCAGCUCACACAAACCCCAGCCCCUCUGGGAGGGCCAGCUCUCCUGUUCUGCUUGCUCCACCCUGUGGCAGCUCUUGGACUGUGCUGGGGACAGGGCUUUCCUCUCCUUUGGCAUCUCCGCUGGUAUACCCUGCCAUGUGUCCUAGAGAGAACUUUCCACUCAGGUUGUUUGGAGCAUGUGUGCUGUGAGGAUACUUCAGCUGGUCAUUUCUUACCCAGUCUUGCUAGGUUGAGUCCAUCACAUAGAGCACGUUCCUCAGCAGAGACAUCAGGUACUUUGCUUUUGUGUGUAGGCCAAAAGAAUGUGUUCAGUCUUCUGAGGCUGGAAUGGGAGGCAGUUGUGAGACACUGGUCAAGCAGGCAAGUCCUCCUUUUUAGAAACUUAACCUGCAAUGUCUGAGCUGACUCACUCUCCUCAGCUCUGAAUCCUGACACACAGUCCAUUUCCUAGUGUGUGUGAGCAAAUGCCUCAUGCUUGUCGGGUUUCCUGGUUUCUCAUGGCAGGAAGCGAGGCCCAGUGCUUGUGACUUCAUUGUGGCCAAAUCUGUGGGGUCUGGAAUUGGCAUUUUAGUGUGAGAUUUGUGUGUCUUCUGUGGUGUGUGGGACUGGACUUUCUGAUCAGACUAUAGUAGUACCGUCAUCUCUGUGCUGGGUUUUGGUGCCUUGGAGCAAUAAGUGAAGGAACAAUAGGGAGAGCGGCUUUCCACAUCUCAGCUGACAGGAACAGCCUGAAGGAUUACAGGACACUUCUCAGCCUCCUCCUCCUCCUUGCCUCCUGGAGCCAGUGACAGAAUUACGAACUUCUAGAAGUUCAUUUUCCCUCCGUCCAUAAACAUCUGAGAGGAAAGGUUUCUCAGACUGGUAGAGUCUCUCUGUUCCACAUGAAUAAAGAACUAAUUAUUUACUGUUUUCUCUGUUAAAAAAAUACUGAAAUUAAAAAAAAAAAAACACUUUGCCUCAAUAUUUGAAUUAGAUUCAACUUGGCAAAAGAGUCAUCCCAUAAGGAUAACCAGUGGGUACACUUCUCGUCUCACAGGUGUAUCAGAUGGGAACUUUGUUGUCAGAAACAUCUAGAUUCCACUAAGAGAAAAACAAGGAAUACAAUUAUAAAUUUAUUAUGAAUGUACACUUUCCCACCAUCCCCCAUCCUGACCCACAGGAAAACCUCCACCAAAGCCUGCUUCUGGGAGAAAGCCAGGGGUGUAGUAGCAAGUUGUACUCUCAGUUGGCAACAGGCACACUGGUCUCCUCCACCCUCCGCUCUCCCCUGGUGCCCUCUCCAUCCUUGCUCCCUUUAGCCCUCUUUGUUCCCUAGGCAUUUCCUCAUUCAGGGUUGUGUGCAUCUAUGUAGUCUGGGACCGAUCAUUGAGAGAAGGGUAACAGUAUUUGUCAGUCUGAAACAGGCUUCAUUUGUUUAACACGUCAUCUCCAGUCACAUCCAUUUCCCUUGGACGUGUUUCAUUCUUUAUCAGUCUGUUUGAUCCUUGUGCCUCAAUUUCCCAAGUUCUGAGAUGACAGAGAUGCUCCAUCAUGCACAGUUCCUUCCUUUGUUAUAGUAUAUAUUCCUCCUCAUGUACACAUAGUGCUAUUUGUGACGGUUUGUAUAUGCUUGGCCCAGGGAGUGGCACUAUUAGGAGGUAUGGUCAUCUUUGAACAAGAUGAUAGUGAAGUAGGGUAUUACCGUGAUCACCUGGAAACACUGCUCAACCCCCUCUCUCACCAUAACCCUGGAAACACUGACAGACUUUCUGUGCUCUUCUCUGCAAAGGCUGUGCCCAGUUUUGUUAUUGGGUUGUUGGUUUAAGGGCCACACCUAAGCUCUAGAACUAUCAUCACUGCCUACAUGCGCUAUUGUAAGCCCAUCUCACAGGGAACCAGAGAGGUUGAGAGACCAUAGAGUGUGUCUAGUAGCAGACUGAGUUAACUAGGCACUGUGUCAAAAUGCACGAGCAAUGAAGAGGAGCCACCUGGACAGUUGAACAGCUCCAUCAGGGAGCUAGUGAGUCCGAGUGGUGCUCGGUAGGUCCAGGAGCCUCCUGCGCAUGCAGAACACCAAGUAUGAGCAGACUGAAAUUAGAAUCAACUCUUGAUUGAUUCUUGGUACUGUUGAAUUGUCAGACUGAGAUUUUAUCAAUGGAGUUUCAUAAUUCUAAUUUAUUAACCCACAUUCUAUGUAUGUGGGUUUGGUUUUGGUUUUAUUUGUAACUUGUUUUGAGACAAGGUCUUGGCUAUGGAGUCCAGGCUGGCCUAGAACUAGACAUCCCGCUCCUUCCCCCUUCUUCCCCCUCCCUAUGCUGGCACUGCAGUCAGGCCACUGCCACUCACAGCUGAUCAUUUAAAUUAAGGGCUGGUUGCUGUAAUAUGCUAAUGUAGGGUAUUUUCAUCUCCAUACUGUGUCCCUUCAGAAGCCACUGUUCCCUUGCUCCUUUCUAAGGUGCGCAGUCAGAUAAUACCUAGCACUUAGCUUUGAGCUUCUUAGUCACUGUGCCACUCAUAAAACCGAGCCAUCUUUUUUUUCCUCCACUCCCUUUACUAAUAAUACAGCCAAUGACACCUACAAACAAGCUGUUGUGUCAGUUUUCUCUGUGGUGCUGCAUUUUGCACAUUCUUCCUCUUUGCUACACCAUAGGCCUAAAUCCCAUGAGGACACCACCACAUACAGCCCUGAGUUCUGCAGAGGAAGAGGUUUUCUUCCUCAAAGAGGCAAAGCAUUGCACUUGUGAGAUAGGCUGUGACUUUCCCUGCAAGGAGGCUAAAUAAGGCAGAGUGGCUGCUCAGAAAUAGCUGCCCCCAGAGGUUAUAAAGAAGGCUACAAAGCAGAAAAGAUUGCUUUUAGACAAAAGCUAAAGCCAUCUUUAAGGUGGGUGUCCUCUUCUUUUUACAUAAAGUUGCUUGGAAAAGUGUAAAGGUGGCCAUUUAUAAAGCCAGACAAGGCUAAAGAUUUUACAAAGCAGAACUUCUCCUGAGGAUGGAAACACUGUCCUGCCAACUGCUGGCCUUGUUGAUUUUACCUUCUGUUUCAGUUUAGCCAACAAGUAUUGCACAUGCUAUCUUACUUACUUCUUAGUUGCUGUGCUAAAGCACCAUGACCAAUAGAACUUAGAGAAGAAAGAGCUUGUAUGGUUCAGGGGUAUACGGAUCCAUAAUGGUUGAGCAGAGGCAUUGAUUGGAAGCUGGACGCUCACACUCUGAGCCAGACAUGAGGCAAGGGAGCAAAGUGCCCACCACCAGGACAUACUUCCUCCAGCAGACCACACCACCAAACUAGGCCAACAGCUGGACCAAGCACUUAGACUGUGGAGGACGUUCCUGAUUCAAGCUACUACAAACACCAUGCUGUUCGUAAGAACAUCCAUGGAAACAGAAGCUCACUGCCACUUGCAGUCCUCUCCUCUUGUGCCUUUGUGCAUUCCCAUCCAUAUGCUCACCACCUCGAGACAUUACUUACUGCCUGAGGAAGAGUGACUUCACAGCCAAGCACUGUGGCAGGUUUGUCUUUUCACCCUAACCCAGUACUUCUGAAGGUUCUCUGUGAAAUGAAUGAAGACAUUUUAAGACUUCCUCUAGUAAAAAAUGUUCCAAUAGUCGUUUGAUUCUUUUUAAUCUUUAAAGAAUUAAUUUGUUUGUCUAACGGUGUAUGUGUGCGUGUGCACACGCGUGCGUGUUUGCUUUCUCCUGUACCAUUACACUCAUGUGGUGGUCAGAGGACAGCUUGCAGGAGCUUGCCCUUCUUUUCCACUGUAAAUCCUGGGGAUUGAACUGGGAUCAUCACACUUGGUGGCAAGUACCUUUAUCAGUCACGGGCCCUCUCACUCAUCCAUUAAACAAGAAAGAGAAGAGCCCAAAUAGACCUCUCUUCUGGCAGUUUAUUUUAUAAUAAACUAUCGACAUUUAACGACUGAAAUUAAGGCUUGUACUAGCUUAUAACUCAGCUGUCUUUUCUACAGAUUGAAGAUGCUUCCAUGAAAGAUGAUAGAGCAGCCGUUUUACAUGUUCUCUUAACUGUCGGAGUCAGCGUAGGUUAUUAGCCCCCAGGACCACACAUGUGUAAGCUGCAGGCAUGCCCAUGUUUACUAGCACACUUUCAUACUUGUCAUUGAGAGUUAACGUGUGAGUGGUGGCAGUGUUUGAGUUGUAACCCAUGCACGAGAAUGAUCUCGUGCUUUAGCUGGAGGACUUUUAACUUCUCCUAAUGCAGUGCAGUUCUUCCCUGCCUUUUGCAACGUGGCAGUUUGGAGUAUCUAAUCAGUUAUUUGCAGAAUGGCACCAUUUUUAUUUGCCUGUUUGGGUUGUUGUGGGAAGUUUGGUUGAGAGUAUGACAUGGGAGCUCUGUCCUCAGUAAGCUGCAUCAAGAGGACAAUGAUUGAUUGACCUAUUACUGGAUGAGAUUAAGGGCACUCCUGUGGGUUUUCUCUGUCUAUCUGUAUGUAAAAGUAUCCUUAUUCUCUGUAAUUAUCCAGUAAGUAGUAUGUGGCAUAUGACCUUAAGACGUCUAUAUCUCAGCCAUCUUCACCCAUUGUUUGGAUGACGUCGAUGUCAUCUAAUCAUUUUCAUCUAAUCAUUAUAAAGUUACUUGCAGAGUCUGACAUUCUUUCUGGAAUUCUGAGAGGUUCACUCUUCUCUAAGGGAACAAGCAACUGUAGAUUCAAAGGUUCUUUGUGCAUAACUGUCACUGUUGUUUUUACAUGUAUUUAUUGUGUAUGUGAAUAUGUGUGGGCAUGUUUGGGCCACAGCAUGUGUGUUGAGGUUCAAAGACAACUUUUUGGAAUUAGUUCUCUCAUUUCACUCUGUCAGUUCCAAGGAUCCAUCUCAGGCUGUCAGACUUGGUGGCCUUUACUUGCUGAGCCUCUCUUCCUUUUUUAACUUGAAUAAUUAAAUCCCUUUGUGACACAUACUCUUCCUUUGUGUGCUUUUGAUUUUUCUCCUGUUCACUACCUUUAAACAUUCUUUGACCUGAUCUUAGAAUGACUGUGCCUCUGAGAAUCUCUAUUUCCUUCAGUGGGGAAUAGUAUUAGACGUGGUCAGGAUCAGGUGGGGUUCACUGAGUCCACUCUUUUUAGUAGGUUAGCUAGGACAUUUCUUUUAGAGCUAUCUCUGGGCCAAGAUUAGAGCCAGAGGACUGAGGAGCAGUCAACCGGGGGAACAGCAGCAUGCAGCCAUCUGCUCCAUUUUGGAAUGAGCCAUAGGGAAACAGUAGUCUUCUAAAAAGAAAGUUCUAGAUUUGUUAACUAUCCAGUGGAAAGACAUUUACCUUUUACUCAUUCCAUACACAAACAUCCAACUGUGGUGGACCAAACCAUUGCAGGGUGAUAUUUCCAUGACCUUGGAAUGGCAGAAAAUGUUAAACUGGACUGAUAGUUUAUGCUGUAUUUAGAUUAUGAGCACUUAUACAUCAGCAUAUCACUGAGAGAUAUAGAAGCUCCACAGAAUACAAAGAAAUAAGUCUCACUAGAUUCAUUUACUAAAAGACUGAGUCUGUUAGAAAAGAAUCCUCACAAGCCAGUCUAAUCUAUGGCCAGUCAGUCAUGCGGCUGGUUCAAAGAAGAAUGCUUAAAUACUUUGUCUCCAGUCAUUUGAAGAUUUGGGAAAGGUUUAAGACAACCUAGGGGUGGGGGUGGGGUUGGAGUUGUUAAAUGACCUUUUCACAGGGGUCACCUGAGACCAUCAGAAAACACACAUGCUUACAUUAUGAUUCAUAACAGUAACAAAAUUACAGUUAUCAAGCGGCAACAAAAUAAUGUUAUAGUUUGGGGUCAGCACAACAGGAGGAACUGUUUUAAGAGGUUGCAGUAUUAGGAAGCUUGUGACCUGGUUGAAUGAGGUAUGUUACUGAAGGUGGGCUUUGAGGUUUCAAAAGCUCAUGGAGGGGCUGGGGAUUUAGCUCAGUGGUAGAGCGCUUACCUAGGAAGCGCAAGGUCCUGGGUUCAGUCCCCAGCUCUGAAAAAAAGAACAACAACAACAACAACAACAACAAAAAGCUCAUGGCAUUCUUAGUUAAGUUGCGAGCUCUCUGUCUCUGUCUCUGUCUCUGUCUCUGUCUCUGUCUCCCCCUCUCUCUCCCUCUUUCUCCCCGCCCGCCUGCCCGCCUGCCUGCCUUCCUUCCUGCUGGAGGCUCAGGUGUAAAUGCUCCACAUUGCUCCAGCACUCUAUCUCCUUGCUGCUGUGUUCCACACCUGAUGGUCAUUGACUCUAAUCCUGUGGAGUUGUAAGUCUCCUUGGUCAUGGUGUCACAUUGUAGCAGUAGAAGAAUUGACAGCUUAGACAGUUGAUAAUGGAUGUCCUGGAUGCCAGUGCCUGUGGAUAAGGUUACUUUGUCCUCAGUCAUCAGAGCAGUGGAACAUGGCAGACCAUCAGAGGAUUCAAGGUGGGUGGGUGAGCUUGUAUAACUUAAAAAAAAAAAAAAACUGUCAUUCACACCCAGCAUUUGAGUUCCACUACUAGGGCUGGAGAGAUGGCUCAGCGGUUAAGAGCACUGACUGCUGUUCCAGAGGUCCUGAGCUCAAUUCCCAGCAACCACAUGGUGGCUCACAACUAUCUGUAAUGGGGUCUGAUGCUCUCUUCUGGUGUGUCUGAAGACAGCGACAGUGUACUCACAUACAUAAAAAAAAAAUAAAUAAAUUUUUAAAAAAGGGAAAGAAUUCCACUACUAACCAAAUACUCAGUGGAAAUUCAUACAUACAUUGUGCUUACCCCAAGGUGAGAUUUUAAUUGGAAUGCUACCAGUUGCUUCCUUGUACUCACUGUCAACAGUGUCUAAUCUUCAGUCUCCUAAAGACAGGAGUUCCCAGAUGCCAGUCUAUAACUAAAAUGGUGAAAACAGUAUUAGCAGUGAGCAGUCAGGGCUAGUGAAGUAGCUGAGUAAGUCAGAUGCUUGUCACCAACUCUGAGGAACUGACUCCCAUCCCCAGAACCUACAUGGUAGAAAGAUAGAAUUGACUCCCAUGACAUUGUUAUUAAUACAUCAAAUAAAUACAUGUAAAGAAAAAUUAUCGCUGAGCAAGGAACCCACUGAGCAAGUCCAUUAACUAUGUAGUCAAGGUUUAUCCUGAGUCUCUGAUCCUCCUUCACCUCUCAAGUGCUAGGAUUAUAGAUAUGGCCUACCACACCAAGAACACAGAGCUUAUAAAGAGGCUCGUUUUUUAUUUUAUAAAUGAAUGUGUGGAUUUACAAAUGUCAGAUUUACAAAUGGAGGUCAGAGAGAUCUUCAGAUCCCCUGUAGCUGGAGCUCCAGAUUUUUUCAAGAGCAGUCUGCACUCAUAACCACUGAACCAUAUUUCCAGACCCAACAUUACACUUUUAAAAACAAACCUUAUCUCUUCAUUUCUUUUCUCCUUUUCACUAGAAAAUCAAGUACCAGGAGGACCCAGAAGAGCCCUGUCCUUACUGACUGACAGCCCUCUAAGCCUGGUACUUUCCAUCACUGUCCCAGGCCUCCUCCCAGGCACUCUGUGGCAGUGGAGUACCACUGUCCUUGGGUUCUGAAGUUUGAGAGAUCCACAACAUCGCAGGCUACCUGUAGGUCCGAAAGUGAGCAAGGUCUAGGGCACGUGUUCAUGAUUCCAUGUUCAGUGAUAAGCAUGUCUCCUUUCUCUUACUGAGAUUAGGGCUGAUUCUGAGUAAAACGUUAAGGGGACGAAACUGAAGGCAAAACAAAAUAAAGUUACCAGGUGGUGUUUGGCUUGAGAUGUUAGCACAUCCUUCUAUGUGAAGGGGGCAGAUGCAGGGUGCUCCUGGUUCCCAGAAACAGUUUUCAGUAUGACCUUUGUCACUGGAACUUCCUCUAAGCCAGGAGUGUGUCUCACAAUAAGGUUUACUUAUCCUGGUGUAUGGUUUCAAAGUCCUGGCUGCUCUGAAGGUGAGUCUUCUGGCUGAGCAUGUACAUCCAGGCUGCUCCUCCCUACUUGCCACCGAUUUGUUUUACUCCUCUGCAGCCUGGAGCAUCAAGUGUGCUUCCCGCUGCGUCUGUGUGCAUAUUUUCUCUGAAAAAAAAAAAGAUAGGUAUCAGGAGAAGCAAGAAGAGUCCUGUCCUUGCCCUGGAUCACUGUCCUUCCUGGCCAUCCCCCCAAGUAGGUGCCAUUCCUGUCCACAUGCUUCCAUGGUUUCAGUUUGCCUUCAGCAAAAGACCAAACACCUUACCCUCCCGAGCUGCAAGUGCCAUCAUGAGCUGCACACAGCUCUCCAGCCCUCCAUCAUGCUGAGCUGUGCCUCUCCUUUAUAUCUGAAUUUGUGAUCACUUCUCUGUUUCUUUAUUAUUUGCUACAGAAAUACUUAUCAUUCUCUGUUUCUCAGAAUGAUUUUCUGAUUUAAUGUCCACUGAAUAUUUAUUUGAAGAAUGAGUCAUUUUUCUGCAAUUAGAACUAUGUUUUUCUGUGUCUUCUUCCCCACAGAUAAAAGUAGGACAUAGUGACUUUUAGGAAGAAAUUUACUCUAAUAUUGUCUUUCUUUACAAAGUACAGGAUCCACUUCCAAGUGUACGUGUCAGUCUUGUCCACAAGAAUAGAGCAAGGCCUGGUGGCACACAGCUUUAAUCCUAGCACUGGAGAGACAGAGGCCAAAGAAUCUCUUAAUUUUGAGGCCAUUCUGGUGUACAGAGUGAGUUCAAGGUUAGUGAGGACUCUCCAAAGAAACCCUGUCUUGGAAAACCAAAAAACUAAACUAGGAAGAGUAGGAUGGCACAGUAGUAAGUACUGUUGAGAUAGGUAUUUUAACCCAACCACAUACAGUUAACUUCCACAUAAUAAACACCGAGGUUCUGUAAUGACCAACUGUCAGCCUUGUUUACUGCGUAGGCAUCUUUGCUUUGCUUAUCAUUCCAUCACCUAUUUAGUGAACUUCAAAAAGGCUGCCAUCUGCAGUGUACCUCUCAGUAGUUUGUAAAAUUCAGUAGCAGUUUGUGUUUUCACAGUAGGGUAUACUGUAUGUGCAUCAUUGCACGUGUGAUAUGUGCAUUGUAGUACACACAUCUAAUGCAUGUCGUUGAGUAAAUUUUGACACAUGCAUACAUGUACAGGUCCUAAACCCUUAUCAGUCAAGAUGCAAGGCACUGGUGUCACCCAGAAAGACCUGUCCUAUGUGGAAUUGAUCCUUCUCUCUAAAACAGUGGUCCUCAACCUUCCUAACACUGUGGCCCAAUAAUAUAGUUCCACAGGUUGAUCCCCCAGCCAUAAAAUGAUUUUCAUUGCUGCUUCAUACUAUAACUUUGCUCCUAUUAAGAAUUAUAAUGUAAGUAUCUGAUACGCCAGAGGGGUUGCAACCCACAGGUUGAGAACUGCUACUCUAGAGUAUUUGUGAAUAGAACCACGCAGCAUGUGGUCUUGGUGGAACUCCAUGUUUAUCACAGUGCUCGUGAUCCAUUCAGGCAUUGCUCACCAGCAUCCCAGUGUAUGAACACAUCACAAUUUACCCAUGCCCUGUUAGUAAAUACCUUAUUUCUACUUGAAAUCUAAUGGGCAUAACACAGUCUUGUUAGUCUUACACAUCUUUUGGUAUAUGGGUUAGAAAGGUCUUGCUAAUUGUAUAUUUAGUUGUUUAAAUUUGCACAUCCUUUCAGAAGCAACUAAAUCAUUUUGUACUCCUGAAAAUGAAUGGGGAAAUGUUAUGCUCUCUUUAGCAAAGUCUCCUUUCAAUGUGUGUUGCUGUCUUAUAGUUUGAAUGUGCAUCUUUUAUGAUGUCUGGAGAUUUCAUGUACUAAUAUAUAGUUGCAUAAGAGUUUUUCAUAUUCUGAACUUUUUAUUAUAGUAAUUUUUAGGCAUACAGCACAGGUUGAAGAAUAUUUUGCAGUGAGCAUCCAUGUCUCAGCAUAGGUUCCACCAGUAAUAUUGUAUCAUGCUUCUUCAAUCUCCUGUGCUCACCUACCCUUGUUAAAAACCACGUUUCAGGUUAGCUUGUAGACACCUGUACAGAACCCCACAUGCUUACACGCUUCCAUUUAAACAUCCUGCUGGGCACAUUGGCAUUGCUCUGGGGCCUUUUCUGGUUCUGUGCUCAGUCUCACUCAGGUCUCAUUCUGAAUAUGCUCUCCUCUCCUCUCCUCAUCUUCAUGCUGAUUUUUCCUUGUUAUUAAAUAUUCCCCUGACAUCAGUUCAUUGUUCUAGUUCUUUGCUUAUAAUGAAGCGUUCAGUAAUUUUCCGGUUUUGAAGCCAUGAUUACACAUGAUUUUCACAUGAUUAUAAGACAGGUAUAAAGCUUGUACACAGAAUCCCCACUGUUACGUUAUCUGGUUCUUCCCAUGUCUAAAUCUGGCUCUUGCUCCUAACUAUGUGAAAGUCGGUUCUUGGUGUUAUGUUUUUAGUGCUAGAUACUUAGGUAUAUGCUUACUAAAAAGACAAAUACCCUCUUAUGUAGCCACAAUGUUAAAAUGAGAGUGUGUCAUUAAUUCACUGCUGUUAACAGUGAAUCCUAAGACACCAUUGGGUCCCCAAGUUGAUGAGUCACAGCCUUUGUAGAAGAAGAGAUAAUGAUACCUGUCUUGUGCCCUGCUCCAUGGCCACAGUCUAGUGUCUGAUCUCUGCUUCUCCUUUAAGAUGGAGCCUUUCUAUAGCCAUGCUUCUUGAUUUCUCUGUCACUUUAAUGCCAACCGCUGGCAUCCUGGGCUUACAGACUUCCCUCAGCCUUUCCCAUCUGUGUCUGUACUUACUGCUCUGACAAGCACAGGUAUCUCCCAUCACCAAAUAACUACACAAUAGUUUACUUAUUUUUUCAUUUUUUAAAUUUAUUAAUUGUACAAAAUAAUGGAUUUCAUUGCAUUUCAUACAUGUAUAUAUUUUGAUUAUCUUCAAUCUUUUCUUCCCCGUCCCUUCCUUCUUUCUCUGUCUCCAAGCCUUGCUAAUACUUUCAUGAUUAUCUGUUUUCUUUACUUUUACUGUUGCAUAUAUACAUAGAAGUAAGUGUAGGGGGGGGGCAAAAUUUGUCAGUCAUCAAUUGAAUUUGCAUCUUGGGUCAGGCUUUGUAAACCGUUUUUAAUGUCCAGGGCCUAGAAAACCCUGACCCUCACUCAUGGCGCUCAUAUGAUUAGAAUUUUCUUUUAUUUACAUCUGUGGGCGUCUCAGGUUUCUGUUCAUUAUUUUGGGGUGUGUGUGUGCGCGCAUAUGCACGCAUACUUGAGACCAUGACUGUAGUUGUCCAUAAGAGCUAGAGGCAUUAGAUCCUCUGGAGCUUGAGCUGUGUGAGCCCCCCAGUGUGGGUGCUGGGAAUGGAGCCAGAUCUUCUCACGAGCAGUCAGUGAUCCGACUGUCAAGUGCUCUGCAGAUCCAGAGCUGGUGUCGUCCCCUUUCCAUACAGGACAUUCAUUUUGAAUGUUUUCUUGCCUCUCAGGGUGUUUUUUGUUUUUGUUUUCUCAUAUAAACAUAACUGUCAAGUUGUCUUUAUUGAAAAGCUGCUGGGUAUUUUUGAGAUCACACUAAAUUUGUAGAUUAACUUAGAAAUCUUUAUGAUUCUCUGUUGUCUUACCUGUGUAGGAGGCCUGUCUGUUCAGACCCAACUUCUGUAUAGUCAAGAGCUUCAUACAUUUCUUAGAUUAUUAGUAGGAACCUUUCCCCCACACACACACACUUCUGUUGUUGAUACCUAAUAUGUUUUUUGUCAUUGCUGUUUAUUUUCAUUGGCUUUCUGAGACACAGUCACACUGUGUGGUCUAAGCUGGCCUGGAGCUCCUGAGAGUACCAGGCUGCAGUGCUCUCUGGCUGCUUCCUCUUUGUGCUUCUGGAAACCCUUCCAUCUGUACACAUGAGUCUACCCCACUGAACAUGUGGACGUUUCCUAAGUUUAUGGUUUCCGUCUAGUUAAAGUUUCAGGGAUUAGUUUUGCAAAUGUUUUUCUGAUCCAUUGUCUGUCUGCUCCAGUUUUAUGGCUCCAGUUGCAUACAAAAUAACCCUUUACACUUGUUUGCUUGUAUGUAUAGAUGUAUAAGUCCUUGGGGACAGCUCUUAAGAGUCAGCUCCCUCCUUCUACCCUGCGGGACAGGUGUGGAACUUGUGUUGUCAGACUUCUGCAGCAAGCAUUUUUACCCACAUGCAACAGUUUCUACUUUAAUCUGGGUGUCCUGCUCUUAGCAUCACUACUCUUCUCCCACCCAACCCCCACUCUUGCAGCAUACUAAUCUGUAUUGACAGGGCUGUUAGCCCUGCUCCCUAAGAAAACCUUCCUCAGCCACACUUUUCAUCCCUACCUUUGUCAUGACUCCUAAGAUGCUCCUCGAAGGCGAUGUGUGACUCACUAGGAUGGUACUGCAGAAGUUGUGCCUUGACUUGUGAGCCACUCUUUCCCAGAGUCCCAUGGUGGAGCAGUCCCCAGGUUAAGUAAGACAGAGAUCUUUAAGAACACUUUGUAGAUGAUUUCAUUCUUACUGGUGUAAAGUUGCUGAGUUACACAUAACCGAGAGUGGCACUUAUGUGGAUACAAACCAGAGCUCCUUGCAUACUGACUCCAAACCCCACAGCAAGAAUGAGGGCAGGGUCCUCCUGAUUUACCUUCCUUAUAGCUUCCUGCUGGGCCAGCUCAGAUGAAAGUGUCAUUUUCUGUAGAUGUUACUGUUGUUACUUUUUUUUCCUACCUGGUACUACCUGGUUAUAAAAUAGCUGUCCAGGUCACUACAGAGAUUUUACCCCCUAAGCUUAAAAAAUGAAAACACAGUUUAAAAAAUAUUUUUUCAUAAUGGAGCUGGAUCAAAGGCUUAGUGGUUAGGAGCACUGACCAUUCUUGCAGAGGACCCACCCAGGUUCAAUACCCAGCACCAUAUCUAACUCCAGUUCCAGGGAAUCUAAUGCCGUCUUCUGGACUCUGAGGGUACUGCCUCUUCAUGCAUGUGGUAUACAGUCAUAUAUACAGGCAAAAGGAGGAAGAGGAGGAGGAGGAGGAAGAAGGAGAAGGGAGGAAGAAGAGGGAGGAAGGAAGAAGAAGAGAAAAAAGAAAGAAAAAGCUCAUACAUUCAAAAUAAUAAAAUAAUUUUAAUUAAUUUAUUUAAUUCAUUGAUUUAGCUAGAGAGAUGAUUAAGCAAUUAAGAGCCUCUACUGCUCUUCCAGAAGAUUUAAGUUCAGUUUCUACCCCCAUGCUGGGGGGCUCAGAAUUAACUCCAGAUCCUGGGAAUUGAGCACUAGCUUCUGUCCUUGUGAAUACCUCUUUGCUUAUGAGCCGACACAUGAAUAAAAAAUAAACCUUAAAAAUAAGUAUCAAGUACUGAACAACAACAUCAAAAACCCCCAUUAAAAGUCCUUAACUGGGCUGCUGUAGCCUUAGGGGAUAGGAUGGGAAAACAAAGGGUGUGUGUAUGUACCCUAGCUGGGAUGCACAUCUGCAUGCAUGUGGAGACCUGCCAGAGAAGCCCCAAGCACAGCCAUGUAGGAUGACAGAAAGAAACUCUCAGCAUGUUAGGAGUUAGGUGCACAGUGACUCUGAGCUGAGAGCUGCUACUAAUGCCGAAUCCUCUAGUGACACACGGAUAUCCAGCUGUCCGGGUCUCACAGCUAAGUUCUCUUCAACUCUAAAGUCCUACCCCUGCCCCAGAACCGUCUGGCCCCUAACCUUUAUCAGUCUACUAGUGAUGCCCCUUAAAACAGAGUACCAUUUAAAAACACCCGUCUUUGCAAGUCACUGAGUUAGUGAAAGGAAAAAGUGAACUCGUGCUUGCGUUUAGUGAAAGGCAUGUCAGAGUCGGAAUACUGCGAUUGAAGAUCUGCACUUACUAAGAACUGACUUAUAAUUGCAUCAUUUUAUAUCAAAACUUUCUUUUUAAGUAACUGAAUCACACAUGCAUCAUGUGCUGGGUUUCUCUGUUUUCCUUCAUUGCAUAUGUUUAGUUUAUCUUGAAUUUCAUCUAUGUUGCUGAAUAUAAUUUUUAAUUAGAGAUUAAUGCUCUAUGACUAUCACUAUUAUCACUAUUAAUGAAUAUUGAUUCUUUGUUCAUUAAUAAUGUUGCCACAUAUUAUUACAUUUGACUCAACAUCUUGGGUGCUAAGGAUGAAAAGAUGCUAAAAGAUUUCUAGUGAUCUCAAAGCCAUGGUUAUGGAUGAUGAACAUUUUGAUGUUUUCUUAUUGAGGGCUUCAUUUAUACAAUUUACUCUAAUGCUGCUGGGGUUUCUCAACCUAAGAGGCGUUGGCUUCCCUUUUAUAGAAAGAAGUUUUUAUGGGAGGAGGAGGGCUAGAAAGAUAACUCAGUGGUUAAGGUAUCACUGCUCUUGCAGAGGACCCAAAUCUGGCUCCUAGGACUCACGGUCAGACAGCUCACAAUUACUUGUAAUUCAGGAUCCAGGGGUCCUAGUGCCUUUUCUGAUCUCUCUGGAUAUCUGCACACACACACACACACACACACACACACACACACACACAGACACUCACACACAAUUAAAAUAGAUUUUAAAAAAAGACUGUGCUGCAGGGGUGAGAAUCAGUGCAUGAGGUCUGAGUGUAAAAUGACCCACUUCACAUGUACAUCCACACGCAUGUUUGUUCUCAUGCCUUACGAUGCUACAUCUUCAUGAAACAUGACUAGGAAAGAAUUGAGAAUGGGGCAUUGGGAUGAAGAGGGUCACUCAAACUGUCACUUCCUUAUUAUUCCAGCCGCCAUGCCAACAUCACUGAUGUAAUAACCAGCCAUCCUAUCUGCAGGGAUUUGGUCCACUUCACUUUUCUGACAUCUUCUACAUCUUUGCUAGGGUUUCAGAGGCGUGUCAUUUCAUUCUCUUCUCUAUGGCUGUGAUUGUCUUCUGAGACCUCAUAGUACUAGCUAGAAGAGAAUUGAAGGGGAGCUCUUAGUUAUGAAUCUUUUGUAACCAGAUAUCUGUUUAUUUAAUUGUAAAGCUUAGAAACAGGGAAAGAAUUCAAACGGAUUCUUUAAACUUAUGCGAGUGCUCUGUUAUCUCUUGAUUACGUAUACCAUCAUUUAAAGGAAGAUAUAACAUGGCAUGAAACAUUCAUGUGGAGUCAGUUUUGCCAGGGAGCAGUAAAAGCCUCUGUAAUGAGAGCAUUGAGGCCUGAGAGUGAAUCAUGGGGAAUCCUAGGUCAUGUGCUAGUCUUCACCCUGCUCCACCAGUCUGAACCACCAGAGGGGUUUUGUUGUUACUGUUUUAUUUUUGUUUUUAAUCUCACACUAUAGUCCAGGCUGGCCUUGAAACUAACUGCUAUCCAGUUGUUUCAGUUUCCACAUGCUGAGAUUACAGAAAUUUUAUCAUCCUUGACAAAAAUGUAUUGUUUAAAUGAUAAGAAUGAAGACUUUUAGGGGCUGGGGAUUUAGCUCAGUGGUAGAGCGCUUACCUAGGAAGCACAAGGCCCUGCGUUCGGUCCCCAGCUCCGAAAAAAAAAGAACCAAAAAAAAAAAAAAAAAAGAAUGAAGACUUUUAAAGAUCUUAUCUCAGUGAUAGUGCUAUUUAUUUUAAUUUCCUUUCCUAAAAAGUUGGAAGUUACCCUAUUUAUUUAGUCAUGGUUUCCAAUUUUAGACUAGUAUUUAUAGUGUUAAAGAGGAAAGAAAUAAGGAUUAAAAUAAGACUUAUAGAAACAUGAUUCCCUUAGAAGAAAACUUGAAUGUUUCUUCUAUGAAUAUACCCAAAUGGUGUGCAAGAAGCCACCAAAUUCACCUCUCCCCAAAGAGCAGCAGCUGAGGAUCUGUGACAAACCAACACACUGUGGAGGUGACAAGAAAGGCCACAUUCUCUCCAUUUCCAAGUCAGAAUGCUAAGAAAGUAUCAUCAAUCCCAGCAGCCUCUUUGCGUUAUAACUUUUGAAGAAUUAGUGUCAGUGGAUCAACCUUGUUAAGAACAUUCCCUGUUCUUUCUAGAUAUGACAUCAUCCCAGCAGGAAUCUUCUCAGGACUUUUGUGGGCCUCCCUUGGCUCUGCCAGGCUUCUGUGUGGAUCCCUUUAGCCAUGUUUGUUUAUAUUUGAUCCCUGAAGCCUUUCUUGAAACACUGCUACUCUAAGCCACACAGUUUUUCUCACGAGUACUAAAUAUCUUCAUUUAGUGCUGAAGAAACUGGCUAGAUUUCUGGCAGCCUUUGUCAGGGUUAAAGAAUUCUUUGAGUAUGCAUACACACAAAAACUGACAAUGCAAGUUUAUCUUAAAUAGAAGUGACUUUAAUCAUAUAUCAUUUGAAGUUAAAUGCUGCUCAUGACAAAGAACCAAAUGACAAUAAAGGUAUGUAGUGCAUGUGGAAGAAAGAAGGGCAGACCCCUGCAGAGCAGUUCCUGUGGUCCUGUGGGCACACCGCAUGACACCGAGAUCAGUCAUGAGAGCAGCAAUGAGAAAAUGAGCAUUAACUUAGGUGCUGGUCUGGAAACUAGAAGUGUUGGGGUGAAUCUGUGCUCUCUGCUAUGUAUAAAUAAAUACAUAUAUAUACAUACACACACACACAGAGCUACACACUCACACAAAUAAAAUAUAUUUGCUAUCUCUUCAUAUAUAGAGAUGAAAACAUGUGUGUUAAAUGUAAACAUGUAAACUCAUGCAACACGUCUGUGUUCAGAAGGCCUGGAAGAGUGGCCACACCUCACGUUCAAACCCUAGUUCCUGAAUGGGGCAGGAGUUCAAGGUAGACUUGAAAGUUCUUGUCAGAUGAUAAUGCCAAACUAGGAGUCCUGACUCUGAUAGGGACAGUCCUACCAUCAAAGAAAUGACAGUCAUAGAUACAACCCCUUGAACAGAGCAGGAGGCCUUGAGACCAUGCUGCAAACUGGUGAUAUAUACCAGCUAUUCAUUUCUUUACUGUUGGCUGUACCUCUAAUACAGAUGGUCCACAAUCUAUUAUUCUGCUUAUGAGUUUCUAAUGUACAGGGCUGUAAAAGCAGUGCAUGUAGCACAGACGUUAUGCUUUGGGUUUUGAUCUUUUCCUGAGCUGACGAUAUGCAGUCCAGUUCUCCUGUGCAGAGUUAGGCAGAAGCUAAGUAUCACCACUUCCAGUCGGCCCCAGGAUUACCAGGAGCCAGUGGAUGUGCUGUAGUGCUGUGCCACUGCGGUGCUUUGUAUGCUGAGGUAUUGCUUAAUGAACUUUGAACUUAACAGUACUUUUUAUUAUUUAAAAUUAAAUUAUCAGGACAUAAAUUGAGAGACAUCUGUAACUGUAGACAGGAUGAUUGUCUUCCUACCAACUGUGUCACCCAGUCUUAUCCCAAGGAUGCAGUCCCAAACCCAAACCACAGAUCAUUGUAUAAGAGUCACAUGAGACCUAACAUUGGAUCUCUUUUGCUAUUUGGACAAUUUGGAACUUGGAUGGAAUUUGUGGGUUUAUGGCAGUAGCUUAUCAGCCUCGAUCUCCCAAUACUGACUCUUGGUUGAGGAUUUAGCUCAGUGGUAGAGAGCUUGCCUAGCAAGCACAAGGCCCUGGGUUCGGUCCCCAGCUCCUAGGGAAAAAAAAACCUGGUAAUACUGACUCUUAUGCUAUGGUUCUUUGGUAAAAAGGUAGCCUAUAGGUAAGAACAUGCUCAACAGUGUUCUUGAAGAGAUGGUAUCAGAAAAUCUCACAAAGUUUGAGGAAAAUGCUCUGUGAAUUUGAAACUAUUUAAAAUCUUUUGAAAUACAGCAAAAACGUUUUUUAGAUAUAUCCAUUACUAGAGAAUUAUUUCCUUCCAAAACUACAAAGCUGAGACUUCAAUGUAACCCUGCAGCAGGUGGUGCUUCACUGUUGGAAUGCUGAUGGUUGCCAGGAGAGACAAUAUGCCUGCAGAGUUUUCUUCAGAGAGACUCUGACAGUGUUUUGAUUUUAAAGUGAUGAGUAUAACUUGAAAUAUACUCAUAUUUUUGAACCUGUAGACUGAAAACAAUUGAGCAGCACCAUAGAAAAGUACAUGCCCCUGUUUUUACUUUCUUUUGCAAAGUGCUAUAAUGUAAGUCCUAGAGCCAAGUUUAUUUUAUGAGAAUCCAUGGCCUUCACUUAUGAUAUAUGCUAUCUCUAACAAAGUAUUUAAUUUUCCUAGGCCUCAGUUUUCCCAUCUGUAAAUUGAGUUGAUAAUGUUGAUUUUGCAAGUCUAUCAACAGAAUAUCUGAUAGAUAGAUAAAUAGACUGAUAAAGUGUCACUACUUCAUAAAAAGUUAAAAUACUUUUAUAAAUUAGUGCCUUGUGAUCACUCCCCAAAGAGCAGGGAUAUCAUAAACUCAUGACUUGCGCUGUUAUGUCUCUCUAGCCAAAGCCUGGAACUAGGGCCUAUUGUAGAAGAAACCAGGAAGUACAGUGCAAUAAAAAGACCUUCAGGUUUGGAGAAUGGCAACUCUGGUUCAGUUCCAAGCCUUUGUGACCAUGGUCUUAUUCUUCAAUGUCUGUGAUGUUCGAAUCACCCUGGAGCUCAGCAGGACUGCUAGGAUACGUGUGAUCAUAUGUGCGGAAUACUUGAUGAAAUACUCAGUAAACAGCAGUUGGUCCCUGUGACUCCUUUGGAAAGACAGGAAUGUUGUAUCUGGAAACUAGGUUCAGAGACAGGGGACAGCAGCAGAAGUUUGCUCCAGGGCAGUGCGAUAGAUGUCCGUGUGUUCUGAGGCUUAGACUGCCCUGGAAGACUUCUGUUGCUUCAAAAGGAGUCUCAGUUGACAAAAAACAUGUCCUGUGUUGUGUAAUUCCAUUCUCCAGAGAUGCGGAAGAAGACUAGAUAGCAAUCUUAGUAGUGUGGUUUGACUGCACACUAGCCUUGGAACCAGAGGCAAAGGACAGGAUGCUUCAUCCAGACCCGUCUGUGUCAGGGGGAGAAAUACUGCUUUUCCUGGGUGCAGGAUAUAACCCUUUCUUCAGUCCACCAAGUGCCUAAUAAAUCUGCAUUUCUCUUCAGACAUACACGUCCUUUAGAGACUUCUUUCUUUAUCUUCUGUCGCUGGUGCCUGCUCACUGGUCAGGGACAAUGCUGUCAACUAUUUUCUCAUGUAAUUUUCCAGCUUAGUCUCGUCCCUUGGUUGUGUACAAGUAAAAUUACUCGUGUGACAAGACUCCUCAUGGAGCACAGCUCUGUGUUUCCACCCUUCGUGUGAUGGGUGGAUGAGAGCUCUAUGUAAAGGCACAGAGUUUGCACCUUAAAAAUGAGUGUCUGCUUAUAUGUGUUUGGUAUAUAUGGAAACAAACUUGUUUCCACAUUGCCUGGAAUUUCCAUUCGUAGACAUUUCCUGCCAGAGUGCCCCUUACAUUUGUAAGCAGCAACCUAUACCUUGCAGGAAAGGCAUUCCUGUUGUGAAAUGAAACUCUAGCCCAUCGCUGAUUAAAUCUUUUAGGAACAAAAUCUCAGAGGCAUUGCUUUGUACUUGGGAGAACAAUUCUCCUUUAAAAAAAAAAAAAAAAUCCUAGUGAUGUUAGCUCUCUUGGCCGACUAGUGGCACAAAGGCAAACUGCUGGUCCACGAGUUCUGAAUGGCCAAGGAAGCAGCUGGACUUGCAGCACAUUCCUGGCUACAAAGCUCUGCCAGGGAUAAGCCCUGUAUAGCAAAAGGCUCCCACAAAGGAACGUGGGAGUGAAGGGAUGCUUUCCACCCAGAUGUGCCAGUAGCGUGUUUAUUUAGUGUGGUGCCUCUGCAGAGAUAAAACUGCUUCCUUUGGGUGUCCUCUUCUGUCGUUUGUUUAGCUGGAGAACUUCAUGAGUAAUGCAUGGACUCAUCUGGCCAGUGUAAAGUAUUUCACAGCCCAAGGCUUUGCUUAUAGAGAGCACGGGAGCAACUGCAGACAGCCGUUCAUCUUCCUGUUAUCAGCAAAGGUUUCUCUUUAACAGCUAGAGAUUUUAUUUUUAACUGCUUGACUCAGUGCUCGUCAGAUGAUUGGGACCAUCUAGCUGCAGAUUGAAGCAGCCAGUGCGGGGGUGGGUUGGGGGAGGGGGCUGGAAUGGCAAUGGGAAAGGGGAUGGCUGGGAAAGGGGGAGGGAUCUUAAGAGUCGUGCCUCUCAGCCUCUGCCUCCCUCCCAGUGUGGAAGAGUUCAGCACUCCCACCCGCUGGAGUGUGUCUGUCUGCAGGUCAAGCUGGGAACUCUGAAAGAAUGGCUGCCUUAUGUCACUUAAAGAUUAUUGCCCUGUGAUUAGUGUGCUGUGAGGAGGAGCAGGACCUGAAUAUUCAUUCUGUGCUCUCCACUGUCCUGUGCACUGAGCUUCUCUCCCGCUGGAUGCUGCCUGUUUCUACAAGUCUUCACCAUGAUCGAUAGCUCCAAGAAGCAGCCACAAGGCUUCCCAGAGAUUUUAACUGCUGAGGAUUUCGAACCUCUCAAAGAAAAGGAAUGCUUUGAGGGGAGCAACCAGAAAAGUCUCAAGGAAGUGCUCCAGCUGAAGCUGCAACAGAGGAGGACAAGAGAGCAGCUAGUGGACCAGGGCAUCAUGCCACCUCUGAAGAGUCCAGCAGCAUUCCAUGAGCAGAUCAAAAGCCUGGAGCGAGCCAGAACUGAAAACUUUCUGAAACACAAGAUCCGGAGCCGCCCAGAUCGUUCUGAGCUGGUCAGGAUGCACAUUUUAGAAGAAACAUUUGCAGAGCCAUCUCUUCAAGCCACACAGAUGAAGUUGAAGAGAGCUCGGUUGGCAGAUGACCUGAAUGAGAAGAUUGCUCAAAGGCCUGGUCCCAUGGAGCUGGUGGAGAAGAACAUCCUUCCUGUAGAUUCGAGUGUCAAGGAAGCGAUUAUAGGUGUGGUGAAGGAGGACUAUCCUCACACUCAUGGUGAGUUCUCAUUUGAUGAAGAUAGCAGUGAUGCUUUGUCUCCAGAUCAGCCAGCGAGCCAAGAGUCCCAGGGCUCAGCUGCAUCCCCCAGUGAGCCAAAAGUCAGUGCCUCACCACCUCCUGUCACUGCAAGCACUCCAGUCCAGUUUACCUCAGUGUCCCCAGCAGUUCCUGAAUUCUUGAAAAGCCCUGUGGACCAGCCUCCCACGAGGUCUACAGCUUCUGUCCUCCCCACGAACACUGUGUCCUCAGCAAAGUCUGGCCCAACACUGGUGAAGCAAAGCCAUCCCAAGAAUCCAAACGACAAACACCGUAACAAAAAAUGCAAAGACCCGAAACCCCGAGUGAAGAAGCUCAAGUACCACCAGUACAUUCCGCCCAACCAAAAAGGGGAGAAGAGCGAGCCACACAUGGACUCCAACUAUGCCCGCCUGCUCCAGCAGCAGCAGCUCUUCCUACAGCUGCAGAUCCUGAGCCAGCAGCAGCAGCAGCAACAGCAGCAGCACUACAACUACCAGACCAUCCUGCCCGCACCUGUCAAAACUGACAAGAACAGCAGCAGCAGCAGCAGCAGCAGCAGCAGCAGCAGCACAGGUGUGCCGGCGAGGAGGCCAGGACCCCUGCCUUCUAGCUUGGAUGACUUAAAGGUGUCAGAGCUGAAAACAGAACUCAAACUGAGGGGUCUGCCAGUGUCAGGAACUAAACCAGACCUCAUUGAACGCCUGAAACCCUACCAGGAAGUGACCAGUAAUAACCUUGCCACUGGCAGUAUUGUGGCAGUGUCAUCAGCAGCUAUUGUCACCAGUAACCCAGAGGUCACAGUGACACUGCCAGUCACAACACUGCAUAAUGCUGUAACCAACUCUGUGUCCACUUUCAAGGCAGACUUGCCACCUUCUGGAUCCAGCAGUGUGCCCCAUGUCGAAAAUGCCCAUUCCCCUUUGCCCAUCUCGCCAUCACCCUCCGAGCAGUCCAGUCUCAGUACCGAUGACACAAACAUGACAGACACCUUCACGGAGAUCAUGACCAUGAUGUCACCUUCCCAGUUCUUGUGUUCAUCUCCCCUGAGGGUGGCAAGCCAUGAGGACAGCCUGAGCCCCACCAGUAGCACCCUGUCAACCCUAGAACUGGAUGCCGCUGAGAAGGACCGCAAGCUUCAGGAGAAGGAGAAGCAGAUUGAAGAGCUGAAGAGGAAACUGGAACAGGAACAGAAGCUGGUGGAAGUCCUCAAGAUGCAGCUGGAGGAGGAAAAACGUGGGCAGCAGCGACCCCCAGGUCCUCAGCCCAAUGGUUCCACACAUCCCUUUACAUCAGAUCUGAAACUUGGCAAUGUCCGGUCCUCCGUCAAAGAUGAGACCUCACUCCCUGACUGCUCCAGCCCCCAGCAGUCCAUCCCAGUGCCUGGCCAUUCUGUAGGCCAGCCCAUCUCCACAGGUAGCCAGACCCUUGUUGCCAAAAAGGCUGUGGUCGUCAAGCAGGAGGUCCCCAUGGCCCAAACAGAGCAGCAGAAUGUUGUCUCGCAGUUCUACCUGAGCUCCCAGGGACAGCCACCUGCCUUUGUUGCUCAGCCUCAGGCCUUACUGACCACACAGACAACCCAGCUACUGUUACCGGUGUCCAUCCAGGGUUCAAAUGUUACUUCAGUGCAACUCCCAGUAGGCAGCCUCCAACUCCAGACACCAGCACAAGGAGGCGUCCAGGCUCAGCCUCAGGUAGCUGCAGCCACACAGGUCCCAGCAGCAGCCCUGCCCUCAGCCUUGGCCUCAGCCCUGCCUCAGAAGCAGGAGGCCUUCCCACAGCAUGUGUUGGUCCAGCCUCAACCAGUCAGAAAGGUCUUCACAAACUCGGCACCAAACACAGUUCUUCAGUACCAGAGACAGCCUGGCCCAGCGACCCCGCAGCCCUUUGUCAGUAAGACCUCUAACCCUGCUGUUCAAUCUAGAAGCACCCCACUUGUACCCCUGCAAAAUGGACCUGGCCCAGCCAGCAAGCCUAGCUCACCACCCCCACCUCAGCAAUUUGUUGUCCAGCACUCUUUGUUUGCGACCCCAGUCACAAAGACAAAAGAUCCACCUCGGUAUGAGGAAGCCAUCAAGCAGACACGCAGCACCCAGUCAGCCCUUCCAGAGGUUUCCAGUGUGCACAGUCAGCAGAUGGAUGACCUCUUCGACAUCCUCAUAAAGAGUGGAGAGAUUUCCUUCCCGAUAAAAGAAAAGCCUUCUCCAAUUUCCAAGAUGAAACCAGUGACAGCCAGCAUCACUACAAUGCCAGUCAAUACAGUGGUGUCUCGGCCUCCGCCGCAGGUCCAAAUAGCACCGCCUGUAUCCUUAGAACCUGUGAACAGUUUAUCUGCCAGCCUAGAGAACCAGCUGGAAGCCUUCUUGGAUGGAGCUCUGCCCUCAGCCAAUGACAUUGCCCCACUACAGGGCAGCAGUGAGGACAGAGAGCCUUUGUCUCUGAUCGAGGAUCUCCAGAACGACUUGCUGAGUCACUCCAGCAUGCUGUACCAGUCUCACUCUCCCAUGGAGACCUCUGAGGCCCAGUUUGUGUCAGGGACGCCCUGUCUGUCUCUUGACCUGUCAGACCCCAACCUGGACAACAUGGAGUGGCUCGACAUCACCAUGCCCACCACAUCCUCUGGGCUCACUCCACUGAGCACCACUUCACCAAGCAUGUUCUCUACUGAUUUUCUGGACCCACAGGACCUGCCACUGCCAUGGGACUAAGGUCACAGGUCACUUGUCUCAGAGCUCAUAAGAUUUGGAAACAUGAAAACAA
Molecule: messenger RNA, 28495 nt
Organism: Rattus norvegicus (Norway rat)
Lineage: Eukaryota; Metazoa; Chordata; Mammalia; Rodentia; Muridae
Gene: Mrtfb
Product: myocardin related transcription factor B
Biological process (GO): positive regulation of transcription by RNA polymerase II
Cellular component (GO): nucleus
Molecular function (GO): actin binding; transcription coactivator activity
Source: RefSeq, a predicted model, not a curated record